AUGAGAGAUUAAAUAGGAGACUUUUUGUAAUUUUUAGUUCACCUCUCAUGUAUGGACAACACUUUAAUUUUAUGUGGGUCUAAUUCAUAACAUGUGAUAAUUAGGAUGAAGGUGGAGCUUAGAAAUAAAUACUUUGAAAAUUUUAAAAUUGAAAAUACUUCUUUAGUAGGAGCUAAUUUAAUUAAGUGUAAUGUUAGUGGAUCCUAAUUUAAUAAUGUUAAAUAAGUGGAAUAAAUUUGA
Paramecium pentaurelia is the source of this 240-nucleotide messenger RNA. The record is from the annotation of a GenBank genome assembly. Lineage: Eukaryota; Ciliophora; Oligohymenophorea; Peniculida; Parameciidae.